Messenger RNA from Neolamprologus brichardi, 1461 nucleotides. Lineage: Eukaryota; Metazoa; Chordata; Actinopteri; Cichliformes; Cichlidae. The record is from RefSeq and is a predicted model, not a curated record.
UGUCGCCUUCCUGGGACACCUCCAAGCAUUAUGAUGCUGUGCAUGUCGCUCAUGCUGCGGCGGGGCUCGGCCUUCGCCGCGCGGCUUGCACGGCGGGAUCGGGCACUCAGUUUGGCGGGUCUUUCGUGCCGGCACUACAGCACCGAGACGGCUCCUCACAUCCCGGGAAUGGAGUACCAGGACGCCAUUUGCACUCUGAACACGCUGCAGACAAAUGCCAGCGCCUUGGAGCAGGUACGACGAGAGCGCAGCAACCCUCAGCUGCAGCUGAACGCCAUGAGAGGCUUCCUGGAGCGAGCCGGCCUCACGGUGGACGAACUCAACCAUCUCAAUAUCAUUCACGUGACUGGAACAAAGGGCAAGAAAUAUUUCUGGCAGGUUUACGGGCGACUCGAUGAAACAAAGGAUGCCCACGGAGGGACGAUGCCAGCGUAUUUCCGCUUCCUCACCAUUUUGGCCUUCCAUGUCUUCCUCCAGGAGAAGGUGGAUUUAGCUGUGAUUGAAGUUGGUAUAGGCGGCGCGUACGACUGCACCAACAUCAUAAGAACCAACCGAACAACUGUAAAACCAACCAGGAAGCAGUCACUCAACCUUUCUGAUGAGGACUGUGCACAACCUCAGUCAGAAGAUGAGGAUGACAUGAUACCACACCAAUGCCAGCAGAGAGCGAAACCCCUGACUCAGAAACCCCUGUCAAGGAGGAAGCUCCUGAUACUGUGGAAUCAGAGGACACCUGGAGUCCCCGCCUUCACCGUCAGACAGCCAGAGGGCGCCAUGCCCGUGCUCGAGGAGCGGGCCAAAGAGAUCGGAUGCCCACUGUGGGUGUGUCCACAGCUGGAGGACUACCAAGUGGACUGUGGACCUUUGCACCUGGGCCUUGCAGGGCAGCACCAGCGCUCCAACGCCUCCCUCGCGCUCCAGCUGAGUCACACCUGGCUUCAGAGGAGGUGCCUACCAGAUCACAGCUUUCCCGUCACCACUGUUGAAAACAACGGUACACUUCAGGCGCCUGCGUUCAGUCCCAGCCCCAUCAUGGUUAAAGGGCUGGCAGAUGCUAAGUGGCCCGGCAGGACGCAGACCCUGAAGCAUGAAGAGGUGACUUACUUCCUGGAUGGAGCUCACACCAUGCGCAGCAUGCAGGCCUGCGUUCAGUGGUUCAGAGAGACUGCAGCUGAGCACGAGAGGAGCGCCAGUGGAGCUGUGGCCAGAGUGCUGCUGUUCAACGCGACAGGAGAGAGAGACUCGGCUGCCAUGCUGAAACUGCUGGUGACGUGUCACUUUGACUUUGCUGUCUUUUGCCCAAACAUCACUGAAGCCAUUGCUUCCUGUAACGCAGACCAGCAGAACUUCAACGUGUCAGUGGAGAACAUGCUGACUCGCUGCUUGGACAACGAGAGGAGCUGGUGCCUUCAUAACCGGCUGGGUGAUGACGAAGGCACCCAGCUGCUGAUCCAGGACAGU